Molecule: messenger RNA, 973 nt
Organism: Elaeis guineensis (African oil palm)
Lineage: Eukaryota; Viridiplantae; Streptophyta; Magnoliopsida; Arecales; Arecaceae
Source: RefSeq, a predicted model, not a curated record
UUUUUUGAGAAAAUUUUUUAUACUUUACAUGUUAAUCAAUUGUCUCCCUUUCAUUAGUGCGAAUGUCAAUCGAACACACUUUGAAUUACUUCUUAUCAGAUUGAUAAAACUAUACUCCUGGUUCAAUAUUUUCUCAGACAAAAGAAACUUUUAAAUCAUUUAUCCGUCCAUGCAUAUGAUUUGGCGAACUCUUUCAGGACUGACUCUUGAAGAAGGAACAGGAGCAACAAUGUCUGAUGAUGAGGAUGAGCUUCAGUUGGAUGGCCCUUUAGGUAUGACUGUUGAUGGGCAUGAUAUGAUGGGAUUUGGUCCACUUCUUCCUACUGAAUCUGAGAGGUCGCUAAUGGAGAGAGUGAGACAAGAAUUGAAGAUUCAAUUAAAACAGGGUUUUAAAUCAAGAAUUGGAGAUGUAAGAGAGGAGAUACUAAGAAAAAGAAGGGCAGGGAAGCUGCCUGGUGACACGACUUCAGUAUUAAAGCAAUGGUGGCUAUCACAUUCUAAAUGGCCAUACCCAACAGAAGAUGACAAAGCAAAACUUGUCGAGGAGACUGGCUUGCAGUUAAAACAAAUUAACAAUUGGUUCAUCAACCAGAGAAAGCGUAAUUGGCACAGUAACUCCCAAUCAGCAACAACUUUGAAAUCUAAGCGCAAAAGGUAAAAGGCUACAAGUAUACUUUAACAAACUAAUUCAGCAAGGAGCGGAAGAAGAAGGAACAGCAACUUCAAUCUAGUUCUCUUAGCCGGCUACAACAAUGCAUUUUAUGUACUGACUACUUGUAAACGAGAUGAAUUUAAAUUGUUUCAUUACUUGGUCUAUAUGUCACUAAAGUAUUUACUGUGAUUGUGUUAAUUUCUUAUAUCUAAACUUUAAUCAUGUUGUGAGAUAUGCAAAUAGGGUAUGGUCUAUUAACUGAUGUUCAGUGAUUUGCAGCAGCCUUUAUGCUUCAUAAAUAGAAGUAGUUAGUUUUAUGAA